CUGAUCACAGGGAAAUGCAAUUGCCGGUUCUGUUCUCGGCUGCACUUUCCUCACACUGUCAGAGCGUGAGGAAAGUACUGCCGAGAACCGGCAGUUGUCAGAGCAGGGAUCGGGACCGAUUAUCAGGGCACUGAUGAUCAGUGCCCUGAUGAUCGGUGCCCAGCAGGGAAAUGCAAGUGCCGGUUCUCGGCUGCACUUUCCCUCACGCUGUCAGAUCGUGAGGAAAGUACUGCCGAGAACCGGCAGUUGU
Molecule: messenger RNA, 250 nt
Organism: Staurois parvus
Lineage: Eukaryota; Metazoa; Chordata; Amphibia; Anura; Ranidae
Source: the annotation of a GenBank genome assembly